Molecule: messenger RNA, 3109 nt
Organism: Pongo pygmaeus (Bornean orangutan)
Lineage: Eukaryota; Metazoa; Chordata; Mammalia; Primates; Hominidae
Gene: PNMA8B
Product: PNMA family member 8B
Exons: 1
Coding region: 461-2368 (635 amino acids)
Source: RefSeq, a predicted model, not a curated record
CGCCCGAGCAGCCGCGUCGCAGCGGAACUGCUGAGAUUCAGGCCCAGGGUGCGCGCUCAGACGCGGCGCGAGCGCCAGGCAAGCGGCGGCUGCUACCUCCCACGCCUCUCCAGGUGCACUCGGCGCCGCCCCCCUGCACCUGGCCGCGGUGCCGAGUCACUCAGGCCUGUGUCAGGGAGAGAGGGAGGGAGCUGCCCUGGCAAGCAGACACGUAAGCCCCCUGCGGAUCCUCAGAUAGCUCUGGAGAGGGGUCCCGGGGGAAGGUCACUGCGUCCAGCCAGCCAGCAGGCAGCUAGAGCCCCCGAGCCCCAAGCCCCACUCCAGCCUUGCCACAUUCACCGGAACCGGGACUCUAAGCCCUGCAGGUGGCUUUCCAGGGUUGCACUGACACCGUGCGCUGCAGCCCACCCCUAUCUCGGGCUCCCUGCUGCCCCAAGAUCAGCGCCAAGGGGGCGGCACCAUGGCCAUGAGCCUUUUGCAGGACUGGUGCCGGAGCCUGGACGUGGACGCGCACAGGGCCCUGCUGGUCACCGGCAUCCCGGAGGGCCUGGAGCAGGCGGACGUCAAAGCCGUCCUGCAGCCGACCCUCCUGCCCCUGGGCACGUUCAGGUUGCGACACAUGAAGGGCUUGAUGAACGAGAAGGCCCAGGCUGCCCUGGUGGAGUUUGUGGAGGACGUCAAUCACGCUGCCAUUCCCAGGGAGAUCCCAGGCAAGGAUGGGGUCUGGAGGGUUCUGUGGAAGGACCGUGCGCAGGACACGAGGGUCCUGAGGCAGAUGAGACGCCUGCUGCUGGAUGACGGGCCCACGCAGGCCGCGGAGGCUGGGACCCCCAGGGAGGCGCCCACCCCUCCCGCUUCGGGGACCCAGGCCCAGGAUUCUGGGGAGGUGACAGGGCAGGCUGGCUCUCUUCUUGGGGCAGCCAGGAACACAAGGAGGGGCCGUCGGGGUCGCAGAAACAGAACCAGACGCAACAGGUUGACCCAGAAGGGCAAGAAGAGAAGCCGAGGAGGGCGGCCGUCUGCUUCCGCGAGGAGUGAGGCCGAGGACUCUUCCGACGAGAGCCUGGGCAUCGUAAUCGAGGAGAUCGACCAGGGCGACCUGAGCGGAGAAGAGGACCAGAGCGCGCUGUACGCCACUCUCCAGGCCGCUGCCAGGGAGCUGGUUAGGCAGUGGGCGCCCUGCAACUCCGAGGGGGAAGAAGACGGUCCCCGCGAGUUCUUGGCUCUGGUCACUGUCACCGACAAAGCGAAGAAAGAAGAGGCAGAGAAGGAGCCGGCUGGGGCCGAAUCCAUCCGCUUGAACACCAAAGAAGACAAAAAUGGCGUCCCCGACUUAGUGGCCCUGCUGGCUGUGAGAGACGCCCCGGACGAGGAGCCGGUGGACAGCGACGCUUCGGAGAGCGACUCGCAGGAAAGUGGGGACCAAGAAACAGAGGAGUUGGAUAAUCCUGAGUUCGUGGCCAUUGUGGCCUAUACCGACCCGUCGGACCCCUGGGCCCGGGAGGAGAUGUUGAAAAUCGCUUCUGUUAUCGAGUCUCUGGGCUGGAGCGACGAGAAAGACAAGCGAGACGCCCUCCGACAGGUCUUGUCCGUCAUGUCCAAGGACACUAACGGGACCCGCGUGAAGCUGGAGGAGGCGGGCCGCGAGGUGGACGCCGUUGUCCUGAGCAAGGCCGGGGACGACGGGGACCUCCGAGAGUGCAUUUCCACCUUGGCGCAGCCAGAUCUCCCUCCCCAGGCGAAGAAGGCUGGGCGCGGCCUCUUCGGGGGCUGGAGCGAACACGGUGAGGACGAAGGGGGUCUUCUGGAGCUGGUGGCCCUCCUGGCUGCCCAGGACAUGGCGGAGGUGAUGAAGGAGGAAAAAGAAAACGCCUGGGAAGGCGGGAAGUACAAAUACCCCAAAGGCAAACUGGGGGAGGUAUUGGCGCUCCUGGCCGCCCGGGAGAACAUGGGGUCCAACGAGGGGUCGGAGGAGGCUUCGGACGAACAGUCCGAGGAGGAGUCGGAGGACACCGAGAGCGAGGCGUCGGAGCCGGAGGACAGGGCAUCCAGGAAGCCCCGGGCCAAGAGGGCGCGCACGGCCCCUAGGGGCGUGACUCCGGCCGGCGCGCCCCCCACCGCGUCCGGGGCCCGCAAAACCCGCGCGGGCGGCCGAGGCCGAGGCCGGGGCGUCACUCCUGAGAAGAAAGCCGGGAGCAGGGGCUCGGCCCAGGACGACGCCGCGGGAAGCAGGAAGAAGAAGGGGAGCGCGGGCGCUGGGGCCCACGCCAGGGCAGGCGAGGCCAAGGGCCAGGCGUCCACUGGAUCCAAGGCCGCGCGCGGGAAGAAGGCCCGUCGGGGCCGGAGGCUGCCCCCUAAAUGCCGCUAGUGGCCCCCCAAGAAACUGCCCAGGCUGCGAGCAGGUCCCGCAGGGCGCCCGCCCGCGUGUGGCCCCCGCCCUCCCCUCCCCUCUUCCUGUCCUCCGCAGACGCAAUCUCCUCGCUUCACAGCGCGCCCGGGCCGCGUUUUGCCAGCGGUACGUUCCCCUCUCCGGCCCUCGCAGGCCGGGGGCGCCAGCGAUCCCGACGGAGGAAGUCCGGAUGGGAAGAGGAAAGAGAAAUGGGCGCCCGAGGCAGCAGCGCGGGGCCGAGAUGGGGACGCGCCAAGUGGACCAGGACUGGGGACCCGGGUCGCCCCCGGAGGGGGUGUGUGUGGACGCCGGGCACCUGCAGAGGCGAGCAGGGCUCUUCGUGGCGCUCUCGGGGCCUGUGCCUGGCAGGUGCUGUAGGCCGCUGUCGCCCCUACCCCAGUCUGACUGGGCCCUGGGUCUGUGGUGGAGGCUGUCACCAGCCGCGCAGCGUCUGUCAGGGCGCAACUCUCAGCCAGGGGAGGCCCCAGCUCCCAGCCAGGGGAAGAGAUGAUUCCAGAAAGGAAAGUCUGAGAGAUAGAAGGCGGUUGGGAAGGGGAGGAGGAGGAAAGGGGAGAGGAACGGUGGGAGAAGGGAAAGAGGAGGAGGAGGGGGAGAGGGGGAGCAGAGGGAAGACACAUGCCAGCCCUGCCUACUGGGCGCCCCUGAUACAAAGGAACCAGCCCCAGGCCAAGGCCACCUGUCCCUGACCACAAGUUGAAU